GUAGGCAAAAAGAAACAAUUACCGAUCUUUUUAGCUCUAUGAGUGUAAAAAAGCCGUUUCACCACAGAGAGGAUCUGUUAUCUGUGGUGGAGAGUACAGUGGGAUAGGUCAGAUACAGCACCGUUCCUUUUUCUUUGGAUUUUCCGGGUCCUGAAGCACUUUACUUCAUUGCUGAUCCGAUGCUGGAUGGCAGUGGCGAACGAGAAAUCCCUCUUUUCAUCCGGAAAUCUCCAUCUGUUUCGCCUGUGUGUUUUUCUACAUUGCUUUUUUUUCUUUUUAUUUAAUUGUAGUUGGUGAUUUUAUUCUUUGGACCUGAAUGUUGGUCCGGCGAAUAACUGUUUACUGGGACGGAAAGGACAGAGUAAAUAGUAAGGUGGAAAUAAAAAAGACUGAUUAAUUUUAGAAUCUUGAAUUACAAAAGUCAGCAUUCAUGGCAAACGAGACGGUUAUUCUGAACGUAUAUGAUAUGUAUUGGAUAAAUGAAUUCACCACCUCGCUUGGAAUUGGCGUCUUUCACUCAGGAAUAGAAGUAUACGGCAGAGAAUUUGCCUAUGGUGGCCACCCCUAUCCAUUUUCAGGGAUUUUUGAAAUCACGCCUGGAGAUGCAACAGAGCUAGGCGACACAUUCAAGUUCAAAGAAGCCAUAGUUCUGGGAAGCACUGACUUCACAGAAGAGGAUGUUGAACGAAUUGUAGAAGAACUCGGGAAGGAAUACAAGGGAAAUGCCUACCACCUCAUGCACAAAAACUGCAAUCACUUCUCAUCAACACUGUCUGAGAUUCUGUGUGGGAGGGAGACGCCACGCUGGGUGAACCGGCUGGCCUACUUCAGUUCCUGCAUUCCUUUCCUUCAGAGCUGCCUUCCUAAGGAGUGGCUGACACCGGCCGCACUGCAGUCCAGCGUUAGCCAGGAGCUACAGGGCGAGCUGGAGGAAGCAGAAGACGCUGCCGCCUCUGCCUCAGCACCUUCGCCUUCCUCCUCUUCCACCACCACUAAUGCGAUACCCAGGCCGGGCCACCAUGCGAGGCGAUAAUCCCAGAGAACCUCAGCAAUGACUGAAAUGUAUAAUAUGACAACUGGCUCUUACUCAAAACUAAAUUGGCUGGUCUUGCUAACUUUUUGUAGGAAAAGAAACAACAAAAACAGCAUAGUUUUUAGUUCCUUGGCCUUUCAGUUAAAUGCUCAGGAUUGUAAAUUUGUAGUACAUUCUAA
Messenger RNA from Polyodon spathula (Mississippi paddlefish), 1212 nucleotides. RefSeq names its product desumoylating isopeptidase 2 (gene desi2). The transcript is spliced from 5 exons. The record is from RefSeq and is a predicted model, not a curated record. NCBI's taxonomy places the organism in Eukaryota, Metazoa, Chordata, Actinopteri, Acipenseriformes, Polyodontidae. The coding region runs from base 431 to 1033 and encodes 200 amino acids. Gene Ontology annotation, biological process: protein deubiquitination. Gene Ontology annotation, molecular function: deubiquitinase activity.